CCUUUAAUAAUGAACGACAUUUUCCAGUCUUCUUAGGGAGUGUGGGUGAAGUAUUGAUCGUUGGAACUUGCGACACUCGCUAUAAAUCACUAGCGUUUUACCAGUUUGUCGAAACUUUAUUUUAACAAUUGUCGCUCGUUUCGGCAGUUAUGCUCCCAUCUUCAGAGGAAGCAACCCGAGCAUUGAGCCGGCAACGCUGCCCAAUGCAUGCUAAAGGUGCUUAGCUUAUCGAGCAAUUUUGUAGGAAAAAUGUUAAAUUAUCUAGUAGUUUUCCGGUGUAACUGAUUUGGACUCCUAACAGGCAUAUGUGAUACUAUUGGGAAAAUAUCAAGUUUUUCUCGGAAGAAAAUGUAGGUCAACUGGGAGUCGAACAUUAUUGCAAGCAUAAAUUGCAACUACAUCCAAGGGACGUCGCAGUGUCAACAUACAGACCCAAACACAGGGAAUGGGUCGCACCAAGCGGCACCGAAGCAAAAACCGGCACCAGCCGAACAGCCUCAACCUGAGCAACGAUCCUGCGGCCAUCAGCCUGAAGCAGUGGCUGAAAAGCCACGAAUUUGCUGAUCCGCUGAAGCUGCAGCUGCGCAGCUUUGCAGACACCGGCCGAGGCGUCACCUCCACUAAGUCCGUGCGGCCCUUAGACGUGCUGAUGCGUAUUCCCUUUGACUUGCUUAUCACCUUUGAUACGAUCCGGAAAUCGAAGUUAGUGGGCCUGUUGACGCGACCUUUAUCCAUCCAGACGCUUCUAGCCUUGUUUCUGGUCAAGGAGAGGCACAAAGGAGCGCAGUCCGAAUGGAAGAGUUACAUUGACUCGCUUCCCUAUCCCGAGCCGGGCUUGCCCUGGAUGGAACAUCCGGAUGAGAUCGAGCUGUAUCCUGAAGACCUCAAAUAUCUGGCCAGGAAUCUGCAAGGCAACUUCCAGGAGUGUUUGGAAAGCGCCAGGAAGGCCUUGGCGGUUGACAAAGGCUUGGAGUACCUUCUAGAGGAACCUUCGUUAAGGUGGGCGUAUGUUCUGGUCAACACCCGAGCGGUUUAUGUUGAUCCGGAGUAUUUGAUGUCCAAGGACAGUUCCAAUGUGGAGCUGUUGGCGGACGCCCCGUUUCUGGCUUUGUGUCCAUACCUGGACCUGAUUAAUCACCAUUAUUUGGCCAAAACGAAGGCCACAGUGGUGAGUGUUGAAGGCCGCGCGUUCUAUGAACUUGCAAGUUUGAGUGGCUUUAAACGGUAUGAGCAGUUCUUCAUUUCCUACGGCGCACACAGCAACGAAAAGCUGCUGAUGGAGUACGGCUUCUUCAUCCCGGGGAACCUGUUCGACUUUGUCCGGAUCAGCCUGCAGGAAAUCCUGGACAGUGUGGCCGUUUCCCUGGAUGAUCGACAGUACAAGUACAUAAAGAACUACGAGUUCCAUGCGGAUGAUCUCUACGUGAACGAAAACGGGGCUUCUUUCGUGCUCAAAGCCAUCCUCUUCGUCGGUUCCUACCCGAAUAUUGUCGACUAUGCUUCAUACAUAUUUAGCAAUCGGUACCCAAACGACUUUGAGCAGGUUCUGAGCCUGAGCACCAGGCGACUGCUGGAGUUCAAACUGGCAGCCUACAGGAAGGAUGUGAAAAUCCUGCCGAAAUCCAACAGUGAAGUGAUGAACGAUUUUCUGCGAUACCGCGUGCAGUAUGUGGAGCGAUUGUUGAACUUGCUGGACGAAAAUAAGUUGUGUUUUUCCUAAUCCUCUGUGAUUGUUGGCAGCCAAAGAACAAGUGCUAAGAGGGGUGAGCGGGCUAUUGUUCGGAGCCGCAUUAAAUGCUCAUUUAGCCACACUUGUGUGGAGGGUGGGUUUCAGCUGCCUUUGUUUGCGCUCUAUUGGAAAUGCAUUCAUCUCAACUCUGUAAUGUUUGGAAUUAUUGUUUGGACCGAGCACAUGUUUUAUACAGGGUUUCCUAAAGACGAUAUGUUCCAAAAAUGAACCAAAAUACAAAGUAUUUAAAGUACCA
Dendroctonus ponderosae (mountain pine beetle) is the source of this 1985-nucleotide messenger RNA. RefSeq names its product SET domain-containing protein 4. Gene Ontology annotation, molecular function: histone H3K36 methyltransferase activity; transcription coactivator activity; histone H3K4 methyltransferase activity. The transcript has 2 exons. Bases 446 to 1720 code for a protein of 424 amino acids. Gene Ontology annotation, biological process: positive regulation of transcription by RNA polymerase II; peptidyl-lysine trimethylation; peptidyl-lysine dimethylation. The record is from RefSeq and is a predicted model, not a curated record. Lineage: Eukaryota; Metazoa; Arthropoda; Insecta; Coleoptera; Curculionidae.